CCCGCCGCCUCCACCCCCGCCACGCCCGCCGCCUCGGGCCCCGCCACGUCCGACGCGCACUCCGACGCCGACGCCUCCUCCGCCGACUCGCCCUCCCGCAAGAAGUUCUCCAAGCUCCGCGACAAGGCGCGCGACCCCAAGAACUACAGGCUUCUAGCCGGCGUGAGGCCGCUCAAGGACUCGUCGUCGCCGGGCCGCAAGAGCAAGCAGCAGGGAGCGACGGCGCAGACGCCGGCGACUGCGACUGCGACGGCGACGGCGCCGGCGACGCCCCAGACGCCCGCCGGGCGUCCUCACUCGCCCACCGGCAACGCGACGCCGCACGCGUCCAAGGACACGGCGCGCGCCGCGACGAGUGGUGGCGGGGACGACAGCUCCUCCGACGAGGGUAAUGCCUCCGCGGACGCCACCGACGGCCCCACUCACACCCACGCGCCCGCCCGCCCCGCG
Gryllus bimaculatus (two-spotted cricket) is the source of this 450-nucleotide messenger RNA. The record is from the annotation of a GenBank genome assembly. NCBI's taxonomy places the organism in Eukaryota, Metazoa, Arthropoda, Insecta, Orthoptera, Gryllidae.